This is a messenger RNA of Cynoglossus semilaevis (tongue sole), 772 nucleotides long. Its product is annotated as dynein heavy chain 12, axonemal-like. Gene Ontology annotation, biological process: microtubule-based movement. Gene Ontology annotation, molecular function: minus-end-directed microtubule motor activity; dynein intermediate chain binding; dynein light intermediate chain binding. Gene Ontology annotation, cellular component: dynein complex. The annotation marks the transcript as partial. NCBI's taxonomy places the organism in Eukaryota, Metazoa, Chordata, Actinopteri, Pleuronectiformes, Cynoglossidae. The transcript has 3 exons. The record is from RefSeq and is a predicted model, not a curated record.
GUUACAUCCCUGCUCGUGUGUACGGUCAGUCGUGUCUCCUGUGUCAAUGACGUCAGACUGAUGCAGUCGUUUAUUCCACAGAGAGGCGUUCAUCCAGAGUCCAGGCGACUUCAGGCCCAUCUACGACAGCAAGGAGCCCUACAACACUCCUCUGCCUGCACCCUGGUGCGACCAACUGAACCACCUGCAGAAAAUGAUCGUUCUGCGCUGCCUGCGGCCGGAUAAGAUUCUUCCAGCUGUGACUAAAUAUGUGACUUUGAACCUGGGAAAGAAGUUUGUUCAGCCCCCUCCCUUUGACCUGAGCAGGAGUUACCAGGAUUCUAACUGCACCAUUCCUCUGGUGUUUGUGCUGUCACCGGGAGCUGAUCCCAUGGCCAGUCUACUGAAGUUUGCCAAUGACAAGGGCAUGAACGGAACCAAGUUCCAGUCCAUCUCCCUGGGCCAGGGCCAAGGCCCCAUCGCAGCGAAGAUGAUCUCCACAGCUAUGCAGGAGGGAACGUGGGUGUGUCUGCAGAACUGUCACCUGGCCGUCUCCUGGAUGUCCAGCUUGGAAAAAACUUGCGAGGACUUCACUCCCACAACGUGUCACCCAGAUUUCCGCCUGUGGCUCACAAGUUACCCGUCACCCAAGUUUCCAGUGAUGAUCCUGCAGAACGGGGUGAAAAUGACCAACGAGCCCCCUACUGGUCUCAGACUCAACCUACUACAGUCCUACCUCUCGGACCCUGUUUCUGACCCCAAGUUCUUCAAUAACUGCCCCAAAAAGGAACUG